Molecule: messenger RNA, 2098 nt
Organism: Cyprinodon tularosa
Lineage: Eukaryota; Metazoa; Chordata; Actinopteri; Cyprinodontiformes; Cyprinodontidae
Exons: 9
Coding region: 6-1148 (380 amino acids)
Source: RefSeq, a predicted model, not a curated record
UGUCCAUGAUGUUACCUACUGUGCUCCUGUUGAUGCUGAUUAUCAGUCGAACACAAUGCUCUCAUUAUCGCGGCACUAUGAUGACCUACUACCCACAGAAAACAUUUUCAAAUGGAUCAGUCUCUGUGAUCCUUCGCUUUAAGUUUAACUAUCAAUCCUGUGGAGUUUCUUCAUAUUCUUGCACUGGCAAUUGUGGUGCUGAAAGCACAAUUGUUACAAAUGCAAAGAUUGAGGAAGUCAGUGGUAUCUGGUGCCAGAGUGAAAAAAUCACAUCUCAGUUGCUUCCCAACAACUCUCCAUUUCAGCUUGUAUUCAGCGGUGGUGGCUGGUUUAAUACUUUAAAUAACAUUUACUCCUGGAGAGCUGUAACUAGCGUUGAAUUGAGACACCGAUCUGACACCAAAAAAAUCAACGUACCACCACAAACCACUAUCUUUCCGGCCCUGAGGGUUCCUUCAAACUGUAACGUCAAUAUUAAUCUGUUGGCCUUUGACCCCGAUGAAGACGAGGUCCGAUGUAGAAAUGCUAUCCUUUCCCUGAAUGAAUGUGCUUCACCUUGCACACCUCCACCUGUUCUCAGCCUCUCCUCUAAUUGUACGCUGUCAUUCAGUGCCACCGCAAGCAGUAAUCAAGGUUGGUAUGUAGCCCAGAUGGUGAUGGAGGACUUCCCCAGGCAGUCAAUCAACCUUACUCAUAAUGACGGAUCCUACGUUUUGAAAACUACAAGCGAUGCAAUCAGUCAGAUACCAAUGCACUUUGCUCUUUUAGUUGAUCCUGCAGCACCAUCCUGCUCAGAAGGUAAUUAUCUGCCCAGAUAUCUCUCUCCAACUCCAGAACAUGGAACUCUGUACUACAGUGACGUCAAUCAGAAUUUGGAGAUCAACAUCAGAGCAGUUGCAACACAUUCUAUGAUCUCUGAGCUCCUGUACAGCGGGCCGUCCAGUGUGGUCAAGAAGUCCUCAGGUUCAGGAAACUUCUCUCUUACAUGGACACCUUCUGUAGUAGAUGCUGGACAGAGCCACCCCAUCUGUUUUGUUGUACAGGGAAGUUCCAGCAGUUCUGUGUAUCAGUCUGAGCUUCGAUGCAUCGUUGUGACAGUUGGAAGCAGUAAGUCUAAGUUUGACCUUUGUUUCUGCUUGUUUAAAUAAAAUUUGUGAGCUGACUGUUUCCAUUCUUUUGCUGCUGUAGUUCCAGAACCAAAGCCAAUAUUUGUUAAUGUUCUGAAACUGAAGAUCUCCACUACACUUUCACUGAAGGAUGAUCGGGACAUCAUUGAAAAUCUGAUUACAGAAGAACUAAUUAGACGCGGUUUUCCACCAGGCAUAAUUGUACGCCUGCUGAACAAUGGCUCAUUGGAAGUAAAAGGAUAGCUAGCCCCUAGUGGCCACUCAUUAAAAUGUAUUUAAUAUUUGCUAGGACUGAUUAAAUGGAGAAGGGGCCCACUGCAUCUUCAGAUCUCCAAACCUGUUUUUGACAAAAAUCUUUAUUGUAAAUAUACUUUAUGCAAUUAAUGUCCAUUUCUAUAUAUUUAAAAGACAUGAGAAAAUCUGUAAAUUCAUGAGUAGACUUUAACAAUCUGCUUAUUGUUCAUAGACUUUUGAGCAACUGCUUUAUCUUAUCAGUUUCUAGAGCUCUCUGUAAAGAAAUGUUUGAUCUGUUUUUUAAUUGAAUUUGUACUUGCUGUGUUAUUUUCACUGGUUCCUAAAUAAUGGAUAAGACUAUUGCUAUAUGAAGUGGCAUACCAAGCCAGAGGUUUUAGUUUGCCAAUGUUUGUCACUCUAAGGAACAAACUUUAUAUGUAUGAAAAUUGUUAAAGCACAUAAAACUUAAAUUGCUUUAAAUCAAGAUUUGGUAAGAGUGGUAUUAAAAUGUGUUAUCUUAACAUAAUGAAUUAAAUUUACAGUGCAAUUUUAAUUUUCUUUUCUCUUCAAUCAUUUUAUUGUAUUGAUUUAAAUCUUUCAUUUUUAUUAUUUCUAAAGUUUAUAUUAACUUUUAAUUUAUCUAUCUUUAUGAAAAUGCAAUGUACCGUUAUGCAUAUUUUUCUUCCUUUUCAUGCCCAGAGCUUUGUGUGAUUCUAUUUUUUAAAUAUGCUAAAUAA